AUGGCUGCUACUACCGAGCACAGCGAGCAGUACAGCGAGAAGCACGAUGGCCUCAAUGGCAACUUCGACCCCGAGGCCCAGCGUCUCGAGACCCUCAACAAGUUCCGCUCGGCGGCCAGUGUGCAGAUGAGCCCUGAACUGUUCGAGAAGCUGUACCUCUCGCCCAUGACCAAGGUCAAGGGAGAUCUUCGACAGACAUUUGGAAACCCAACACCAAUUGCUCUUGUUGGCUUCCUACUCGCUUUCACACCCCUAACCUGUGAUCUCAUGGGCUGGCGAGGCGCUGGCGGCAGCGGUGCUGCGUCAAACGCUGUCUACAUGUUCAUGGGCGGUCUCCUCAUGAUAAUCGGCGGUGUUCUCGAAUGGGUCCUCGGCAACAGUUUUCCAGCCUGUGUCUUCUGCUCCUUCGGCGGUUUCUGGUUCUCGUACGGUGGAAGCCUUAUCCCUUCUUUUGCUGCCUACGCCUCGUAUGCCCCCGCCGAUGCGACAUCCGCUGCUGAAGGUCUUACCACACGAGGUUUCAAUGCUAGUUUUGCAUUCUGGUUGCUCUUCAUGGGAAUUUUGUCCUUCAUCUUCUUCCUCUGCGCCCUCCGAACAAACGUCGUCUUCGUCAUGAUCUUCUUCAGCUUGACAUUCUGCUUCUUUAUGAUCACUGCAGCUUUCUGGGCUCUUGCCGAUGACUACACCGGCAACGCUGUUCUCGCAGGAAAGCUCCUCACUGCCGGUGGUGCUUUUGGAUUCGUCACAUGCAUGUCUGGCUGGUACAUUCUCAUCGCAGUUCUUUUCGCCAUCGUCGAUUUCCCUAUUCAGAUCCCCGUCGGCGACUUGUCAACUGUUAUCAAGGGGCACAGCCAGAAGGCUCGACGCGACUAA
This is a messenger RNA of Fusarium sp. VM40, 873 nucleotides long. The record is from the annotation of a GenBank genome assembly. Lineage: Eukaryota; Fungi; Ascomycota; Sordariomycetes; Hypocreales; Nectriaceae.